Molecule: messenger RNA, 471 nt
Organism: Cervus elaphus (red deer)
Lineage: Eukaryota; Metazoa; Chordata; Mammalia; Artiodactyla; Cervidae
Product: lingual antimicrobial peptide-like
Exons: 2
Coding region: 154-348 (64 amino acids)
Biological process (GO): cell chemotaxis; defense response to bacterium
Cellular component (GO): extracellular region
Molecular function (GO): chemoattractant activity; CCR6 chemokine receptor binding
Source: RefSeq, a predicted model, not a curated record
CAGUCCCAGGACACACAGAUAGAGACUCAGUUAACCAGUUCAUAAGAACCAAAUCCACAGCCAGCGCGGAAUUCCUCCCGGAACCUGGGACCUUUAUAAAGCGGCAAGCGCAGCCUCUUCUCCAGCGUCAGCCCCAGAGCUCCGGCUGCCAGCAUGAGGCUCCAUCACCUGCUCCUCGCGCUCCUCUUCCUGGUCCUGUCUGCUGGGUCAGGAUUUACUCAAGUAAUAAGAAGUUCUAUAAGCUGCCGUUUGAAUUUUGGCACCUGUGUGCCGUUCCGGUGCCCUGGACGCAUGAGACAGAUUGGCACCUGUUCCGGGUUUGGAGUAAAAUGCUGCAGAUGGAGAUAAAAGAAGGCGACGAGGUGGCCAGGACCGAUGCGGAGUCAGAAACUGCACCCUUCGACAGAGCAUCUAAAAUUGAAACCAGAAUAAAUUUUGUUCAAAAUUAAAGAAUUGCCCACUGGUCACUGA